CUUCGGUGCCUUCGUGGCCAUGGUGGGAGCCGCCUUCUACCCCAUUUAUUUCCGGCCGCUGCUGCUGCCCGAGGAGUACAAGAAUGAGCAGUCAAUAAACCGAGCUGGUAUUGUUCAAGAGGAUAUUCAGCCUGCAGGGUUAAAAGUGUGGUCGGAUCCAUUUGGAAGAAAGUAAUUGGCAGCUGGGUGGAUUGCAGAACUGAAGAUGGACGUCUUCAGCAGCUUCUUCUUUCACCUGAAGUGUGUCUUUAGGUGUCGCUGGAGCAGAAUUCUGAAUAUGCUGUGUGGGCACAUGAGGAGCAACAAAGACUACUGGUUGGAAUCCCAAGAGAUGCUAGUUUUAAAACAUGCUAGUUUUGAGAGAGAAUGCUGGUGCAUAGCUCACAGACUGUUAAAAAGCUGAAUGAUUAUUGAUUAUAGAAAUGAAAUAUUUAUUUCUUUGUGAAAAGGGAAAAGGGUUUUCUUCUAAUCUGUACACUUAGAAUUAUGGAUAGAGUAAAUCAUGCAGACUGCUGCAAUUUCCUGCCUAGUUUGAAAGUUACAACAUGGUGAAUGUAAAUUUGUACAUUAAAAAAUUUAAACCAA
Molecule: messenger RNA, 585 nt
Organism: Zonotrichia albicollis (white-throated sparrow)
Lineage: Eukaryota; Metazoa; Chordata; Aves; Passeriformes; Passerellidae
Gene: SMIM20
Product: small integral membrane protein 20
Biological process (GO): mitochondrial respiratory chain complex IV assembly
Cellular component (GO): mitochondrial inner membrane
Source: RefSeq, a predicted model, not a curated record